CUUAGUGGUCAGCUGACUUUAUGUACAAAACAAAUUUGAGUCCAGCGAAUAAUUGCAAUCCACAAUCAUUUUCUGGUUUGUUGUCGAGGUGAACACAACAGUCGAACAACAAAAGAACAAUGAAGUUCCUAAUUUUCCUAGCCAUUUGUGUACUUGGCAGCCAAGCAGUGUCGUUUUUUGACUUAGUACAAGAACAAUGGGGCGCUUACAAGCUCACCCACAAAAAAGAAUACCAAAGCGAAACCGAGGAACGCUUUCGCAUGAAAAUCUUCAUGGAAAACUCCCACAAAAUCGCCAGACAUAACAAAUUGUACGCCCAGGGAUUGGUUACAUACAAACUCGGUAUCAACAAAUACGCCGAUAUGUUACACCACGAGUUCAUCCAGAGCCUGAACGGUUUCAACCGCAGCAAAACCCUGCUGAGAGGAAUCGAGAUGGAGGACAGCGUCACCUUCAUCCCUCCAGCUAACGUAGAAAUGCCCACUGCCGUGGACUGGAGGACAAAGGGGGCCGUCACUGAAGUAAAAGACCAAGGACAGUGCGGAUCGUGCUGGAGUUUCAGCGCUACCGGGUCGUUGGAGGGUCAACAUUUCCGCAAAACCGGUAAACUGGUGUCGCUUAGUGAGCAGAACUUGGUGGACUGCUCCCAGAAGUUUGGUAACGAUGGUUGUAAUGGGGGUUUGAUGGACAAUGCAUUCCGCUACAUUAAGGCUAACGGGGGUAUUGAUACUGAAGCGUCCUAUCCGUAUAAAGCUGAGGACGAAAAGUGCCACUACAAGCCCAAGAACAAGGGGGCUACUGACCGCGGUUUCGUGGAUAUUGCCACCGGAAACGAGAAUCAGCUGCAAAAGGCGGUUGCUACGGUGGGACCGGUUUCGGUCGCUAUAGACGCUAGCCACCAAAGCUUCCAGCUGUACGCCGGAGGGGUGUACUACGAGCCGGAAUGCAGCCCGGAACAGCUGGACCACGGAGUCUUGGCUGUGGGGUAUGGUACCGACGACAACGGUAACGACUACUGGAUCGUCAAGAACUCGUGGGGAGACAGCUGGGGAGACCAAGGGUACAUCCUGAUGGCCCGCAAUCGCGACAAUAAUUGCGGAAUUGCCACUCAAGCUAGCUACCCUCUUGUUUAAUCCACAGUAGUUUGAUUAAUUUCGAAGUAGGAGUCGAAUUUUAGGUUAAGUUUGUAAAUGAUUUUGAUGUUGAGCUAUAUGAACAAAUAAAGUUUGAUAAUGA
Messenger RNA from Zophobas morio, 1236 nucleotides. RefSeq names its product cathepsin L-like. The transcript has 4 exons. Gene Ontology annotation, biological process: positive regulation of apoptotic signaling pathway; immune response; positive regulation of peptidase activity. Gene Ontology annotation, cellular component: lysosome. The record is from RefSeq and is a predicted model, not a curated record. NCBI's taxonomy places the organism in Eukaryota, Metazoa, Arthropoda, Insecta, Coleoptera, Tenebrionidae. Bases 120 to 1133 code for a protein of 337 amino acids. Gene Ontology annotation, molecular function: cysteine-type endopeptidase activator activity involved in apoptotic process; cysteine-type endopeptidase activity.